Trichophyton benhamiae CBS 112371 is the source of this 2517-nucleotide messenger RNA. RefSeq lists its product as uncharacterized. Lineage: Eukaryota; Fungi; Ascomycota; Eurotiomycetes; Onygenales; Arthrodermataceae. The record is from RefSeq and is a predicted model, not a curated record. The coding region runs from base 1 to 2517 and encodes 838 amino acids. The transcript has 4 exons. Gene Ontology annotation, molecular function: protein binding.
AUGGCCUGGCAGCCACAGUCUGCCAUGGCCGGAAAUGGUGGAAUGGGUGGUGGGAGUAUGGAUGCGAGUAACGGUGGAGGCCAGCCUCAGGGCACGGAAUAUACGUUACAGGGUGUGAUGCGAUUCCUACAGACCGAGUGGCAUCGACAUGAGCGUGACCGAAACGCUUGGGAAAUCGAGCGCGCUGAGAUGAAGUCGAGGAUUGGGAGACUAGAAGGCGAUGCUCGGACGAGUAAAAGGAUGCAUGAGUCUCUGGGGAAGCAUGUCCGAAUCCUGGAGGUCGCGUUGAAGAAAGAGAGGGAGAAAUCGAGCAAGUUGGCUGCAGGGGAGAAGAUCGAACCCAGUGUCGACCCUAAAGAAGUUGCCAAAAAGAGUCUCAAGGCUCUGGAAAUGAAACAACCGAAGCCGUCGUCCGGUCUCGAUAAUUACGCCGACGAUGAGGAGUCCAACAGCCCUGACGCCCAACACGAAAAUGAACGAGACAAAUCUAGGCUGUACCUUGGAAAAUGCACACAAGAAGUUGCUUACCAUAUCAUCCCCGGAUCUCAUCCUCCUCCGGAAAUAAACGAGCAGGAGCUGUUGAAUCAUGACUACCAGCAACAUCAUAUGCAACGACAACCGUUGGACAGUAGUUAUAUUCAGGAGCACCAACGGCAGCAGCAACAAUCUGUGCCACAGCAAAAGCAACAAUUAGUCCCAGCACAGCCUCAAUUGAAUCAUGUGAGCAUGGUUCGAGAACCAGAAGGCUGCCAAAUGAUGAUGCCAACGUAUAACGAAAACGGUGCCCAGGGUUCGGCUCAACGGGAGUUCCUUGAUAGGAGACCCCAGGAACCGCAACGAGCAAACGAAACCACGCAGGAGGAGCGCAACGUCAACUAUGAAUUCCCAUCAAAGACCGAAGAACCCUCACAAGCUGAGAGCAAGUCUCCAGAAGCACUUUCAGGAAAGGAAGAUUUUGGGAAGCCAACGACUAAUGAUAUUAUUGUUGACGAAGCCGAUGGCUGGAAUUUCGAUGAAGCGCCCUCGACCGAGCCCACCCCGGCUCCUGUCACUCGCCGCCCCGACACAGAUGCUUUCCCCAGUGCCAACUUCAUUCCCCCCAAGUCUCCCACCCGUGGACGUGGAUCCAGGAGAAAGAGUUCUAGCGGGAGAAGACGAAGUGACGGUAACCCUGAUAUCCGUGAACUUUCUGGAUCUGUUGGCCCAAAGGCAGAUACAACUAACUUCAAAGUACGGUUUGCUUUACGUGGGCACUUGGAUGUAGUUCGAUCCGUAAUAUUUACUGGCGGUGGAAGUCCCUCGGAGCCCGAAAUCUGUACCUGUGGUGACGAUGGAACUGUCAAGCGAUGGAUAAUACCCGCAACGUACGGCGUCUUCGGCUCCAAUGUUGCAGCUCCAGGGUCAGAUCUUGAUGUUACGAGCUAUUUUACUCACCGUGGGCACAACGGCUCUGUCACUACCCUUGCUGCUUGUCCGCCAUCCCAGAACUUCUCCAGCGGUGGUCGUGCUACUGGCGAUGGCUGGGUAUUCUCCGGUGGACAAGACGGGUGUGUUAAGGUCUGGGAGCGAGGCAGAGUCGACCCCAAGGCUACCUUAGACGGCCAUAAGGACGCUGUCUGGACUGUCUGCGUUCUCCCAGGCACGUCAAAGUCAGUAUUCGGUGAUCAAUGCAACACCAAUGGAGGCCCCGAUCGUGUACUCCUUGCUUCUGGCGCUGCUGAUGGUAGGAUAUUGAUAUGGGCCAUAAGUGCACCGCCCCAGCUCUCUUCACCCCAGACUAGCUCUAGAAGAAGCGCCGGUGGGAGCAGGCGUGCAAACUCCAUUUCCUCGGGUUCCAAUUUCCCCACGUCUCCUCAACCCAGCACUGCCAGUUCGACUGCAUUCAACUACACACUGGUCCAUCAGAUUGUGAGAAAUGACAUUGCUCCUACCUGUAUCAGCCCGUUGUCAUUGGCGGGAGUCAACUUUGUUGUUUCCUACGCAGAUGCUUCUAUUCUAGUCUAUGAUACCCGGACGGGAGAAGAGAUUGUGGGUAUGGCAAGCCUUGAGACAUAUGACGGCACUCGAGCCACUGGUGUCAAUGCCGUUGUUGCUAGCACCAUUGGUUUCGAUGGUACUGCUAGCCUGGAUCCUAACCGAGCUCUUUCGGAAGAAGAGUCCGUUGUCCAUGGCGCUACGGGCACAAGUGGCGGCGUCGAAGGCGUUGUCAUCAGUGGUUACGAAGACCGUUAUAUCAGAUUUUUCGACGCUAACAGCGGUCAAUGCACAUACACGAUGUUAGCACAUCCAGCAGCAAUCUCCUCUCUUUCGCAGUCGCCAGAUGGACGAGAGCUUGUCUCUGCUGGACAUGACGCAAGUUUACGAUUUUGGUCCCUAGAGAAACGAAGUUGCACGCAAGAAAUCACGAGCCAUAGACUAAUGCGUGGCGAGGGUGUUUGUUCAGUCGUCUGGAGUCAAGACGGAAGAUGGGUUGCUAGCGGUGGCGGUGACGGCGUUGUCAAGGUAUUUUCAAGAUAA